Messenger RNA from Ficedula albicollis (Collared flycatcher), 884 nucleotides. RefSeq names its product tumor necrosis factor receptor superfamily member 23-like. Gene Ontology annotation, cellular component: plasma membrane; cell surface. The transcript has 3 exons. Gene Ontology annotation, biological process: TRAIL-activated apoptotic signaling pathway; apoptotic process; positive regulation of apoptotic process. Gene Ontology annotation, molecular function: transmembrane signaling receptor activity; protein binding. The record is from RefSeq and is a predicted model, not a curated record. NCBI's taxonomy places the organism in Eukaryota, Metazoa, Chordata, Aves, Passeriformes, Muscicapidae. The coding region runs from base 419 to 742 and encodes 107 amino acids.
GGGAAAAAGUCUUUCUGCAGCUCUGGUGUGACGGAGCCUUGCGCAUUUUUCUCUCAUUUUCUUCUUCGAGCGACUUUAGUCACUUUCCGGAGCUUUUUGUUCGUGUUUGAUGUCCCUGGAAACCCGCGGCUGCCGCGAAAGCCGUGUCCUCAGGGAUGGCAGCGUGUAGUGCAUCGGCGUGGUCAGCGGCUCCUUGCUGCCUUCCGUUUAUCCUCUGGGGGGAAAGAAAAACUAAAGAAGGGUUACAAUUCAGGUGUGAGUUCUUUAAUGGUUUGGGUUAACUCUGUGACUUCCCAUGAACUUCCGAAAGUGCUUCCAAGUAUUUACAAGUUAUUCUCCUCAAGAUAGUUAUCGUGUCCUGGGAGGAUGAAUCACUCAAGAUGCCUCUUUGCCUGCUCUGUAGGUUGUGCUGCUGACCAUGCCUGGAGCCCAAGCGAACUGUGGGCAGAAUGAGUAUCCCCACGGAGGUCUCUGCUGUGUGUUGUGUGAAGCAGGUACUUUUGUUGCUGAUCACUGCAGUGUUUCUCACUGGAGAGGAAAAUGUGGCUCUUGCAAGGAAGGAAAAAGCUUUACUGCCCAUGCAAAUGGCUUGGAGGGAUGUGUGCCUUGCAGACAGUGCAAUGAAGAUCAGAUAACCCUGAGACCCUGUACUGUGACACAGGAUGCUGAAUGCCAGUGCAAACACGGGUACUCCUGUGCUGAUGAGGGCUGUGAGAUAUGUGAGAGAAUCAGUCAAAUGUAAGUUUGAGACUAAGUCAUUAUUGUCCUUUGAGGGAACAUUAGACCUGUGGCCCAAUCUGUGCCAAUAGCUAACACAUCUUCAGGCUGUAAAUAACUGCCCUGAACCCAAAAGGCAUUAUUCAUGCAUUUAAGUGUUAGGUAUC